AUGUAUGACCAAGUCAUAGCACAUAUCAAGGAUCAUGUCGUUACCGGUGCCGACACGCAGCUGCUCUUGGCCGUGGAUCACGAUUUUGGCGGCCUGACGCUUUCCAGCAAGUGGAAUCAGCGUCCCAUCGCCGCCGCCAGUUGCACGAGCGAGCACCUCGUCAGCCUGCUGGGCCAGUGCAAGGGCGAUGGCCACAAAGGCUAUUUAGCGACGGAGCUGCUCCGCCAUUACGGGCUAUUCAACGCGACCGACGACUUGCUGGACACGUACAAGCGGAGCGGUAGCACCCCGCGUGUCGUGACCAUGGGUCAGGCGCUGGCGGCCAAGGCGGGCAUCCACUGGUCGACAACGAGCCACAUAAGCGACGACGUCGACCUGUACGGUACCGGCUGGCGGCAAUCGCUACAGCACGGAGCUGGCCGGGCAGGGGAUCGGGGUGCUGAGCGUGAGCAUGGCCAACAGGACGGCACAGCUGAGGUCCGGGGAAGGCGAGCAGCUGAAUGCGCGGGGGGUGCUGGAGGCGGUUAA
Messenger RNA from Beauveria bassiana ARSEF 2860, 528 nucleotides. RefSeq names its product alkaline phosphatase. The transcript has 2 exons. NCBI's taxonomy places the organism in Eukaryota, Fungi, Ascomycota, Sordariomycetes, Hypocreales, Cordycipitaceae. Bases 1 to 528 code for a protein of 175 amino acids. The record is from RefSeq and is a predicted model, not a curated record.